AUGGCGCCAACGGGCGUCGUCUUGAAGGACUUGCUCCCCUUGCCAGUCGAUGUGCCAGCAGCUACUGACCCAGAGAGCAAGCAAACCAGUCACGCGAUCGGCCAAAAGCCUACAAUGAGCCAUGCUCUCGCCAUGUCUGAUGAUCACGAAGGUGCUGUGGCCCAGAACCAUGAUGCAGAAGUUCGCGAUCUGGGCUGGAAUGCUCCGACUGAUGCGAUAGCAAAUCCGCUUGUUGGCAAGCUGCCGAACGAAGAGUUAUGGAUCCUGAUUCGGCGUUUCAACAAGCAAAUGUACCAUGUCAAGGCAUCCGCCUCGCCACCACCAGGAAACCUCGACCUCAACAUCGCCGAGGAAGAAGAAUUCUCUCCGGACAAGCUCCGAGCGAACCUGGAACGACUGUACAUGACUGUCGGCAUCAGCGUCCUUGCAGCCGUCAAGCAUAUGAUGCGUUUGCGGUCCUGGAGAGAAACGAGACGCACCGCAGCAUUCCUUGCAGCAUACUCUUUGGCCUGGCUACUCGACUUGAUAAUGCCGCUGUUGCUGCUAGUCAUGGUCGUUCUAAUCGUCUACCCACCAAGCAGACACAUCCUCUUCCCACCCGCACCAAUCGCACUCGUCUCAGCCAAGACAGGUGGUCUACAGAAACCAAAGGCAGGCGUACUAGGCUCGACAGACUCAGCUACAGGUGCACCAGAGAAAUUCAAGGGUGAAGCCGUCGAAGCCGAAGCUAGUAACUUCGUCAACAGCAUCGCUCAUGUCGCUCUGGCUAGCGCGAGUGGCAAACAUCCACAAGGCGAGCCCACAGGAGCAGACGACGACACGCCCAAUGAUCGCGUUCCGGAUCCGACAUCGAUGGCUGUUAGUGCGAGCAACGCGCGAGUGUCUGCCGGUGGCGAUUCUGCGGCAGUCACGCACGACAAGACAAAAGUGCCCAUGGAGACGGCGAUCUGGAACAAGAUGCGGCCGACUAUGCAUGCUCUUGCUGAUGUCGCUGAUACGUGGGAGAGGUUCGGGAAUGCUUUGUCGCCUACUCCGCCGUUCCCACACGAUGCGUAUCGGUUGAGAUUGGCUGCGAUUCUGGUACCGCUACUUGGAGCAUCCAUCUUCAUCACGAAUUACAUGGUUGUGAAGGGUAUUACGUUUGGCAUUGGAUUCGGCUUCUUUGGCGAUCCGGUUAUUAUGCGAGGGCUGGACUGGCUCAACAGGAACUAUCCUGAUUGGCAGAAAUUACUUGAGCUUCGCAAUAGCAUCCUCAAGGGCGUGCCGACCAAUGCUCAGCUUACGGUUACAUUACUUCGCAUUGGUGAGGCGAAGAAAGCGCCAUUGCCUCCUCCACCGCAAUCGACUGAGCCGCCACCAGAUGAGCCGGUCGAUGUUACGGAUGAUCAUUUGCGUGCCGUGGGCAGCGACUGGCCACUCAACGCCACAGACGAGGAGAUAACAGAAGCCAUGGCCCACGACCCAAACACCAAGCACGAAACCACCGGGUCCGACAUCGACGCAGCCAAAGCCAAACACCACGGCAAAAAGGGCUCCAAAAUUCUAAACGUCUUCAAAUCGGGCGUAAAGGGUGCUGUGGAAACCGCCCUCGGCGCCGACCAUCUAAAGGCAAAAGUAGCCGGCAGCACGCACGCCAAACAACGUCUCGGCGUCAUCCCUUCCUCCCGCGCCAACAACCUCUCCGGCCCCGUAGAUUUCAAAUGCCGCUACAAUGGCAAGCGGGGUCACGCCUACAUCAGUACCCGCGCCACCAUCCCCUGCAUCUCCUUCUCCCUCGACAAGAAUAUUGCUACGGAGGGGACGGAGGAUAGGGGCGAUGCGGAGUUGCACCCGGUGUGGUCGAUUGCGGUGGCGGAUGUGAAGGAGGUGAAGAAGGUUGGUGGACUGGGGUGGAAGGCUAAGCUUGUGGUUGGGUGGGCUUUGGACAGGGAGGUGGCGGAUGGGGUCGAGAUUGUGGAUAGAAUGGGGGAUACGUUUGUGCUUACGGCGAUGGUUUUGAGGGAUGAGUUGUUUAAUCGGGUUAUUGCUAUGGGGGGGCAGAAGUGGGAGAGUUGGUAG
Messenger RNA from Recurvomyces mirabilis, 2058 nucleotides. Its product is annotated as profilin, required for normal timing of actin polymerization in response to thermal stress. The record is from RefSeq and is a predicted model, not a curated record. Lineage: Eukaryota; Fungi; Ascomycota; Dothideomycetes; Mycosphaerellales; Teratosphaeriaceae. The transcript has 2 exons. Bases 1 to 2058 code for a protein of 685 amino acids.